Molecule: messenger RNA, 828 nt
Organism: Cadophora gregata
Lineage: Eukaryota; Fungi; Ascomycota; Leotiomycetes; Helotiales; Ploettnerulaceae
Exons: 1
Coding region: 1-828 (275 amino acids)
Source: RefSeq, a predicted model, not a curated record
AUGUGCAGAACAUUCACCAUCACCUACAUGCUCUGCCUACAUAUCCGAAUCGACCACCAACCCUGCAGGCACUCCCGCAGUUUCCUCGCCCUCUUCCUCUCCGCGUGUACCGACGACGUCAGCCAAAUCAACAUCAACGAUUUCUGCCUUGAGUGUCGCAAGUUCUGGGACGAGGAAGCCAUCUCUGAGACUGCGAGGAGGGAACUGGCGCAGGCGUUUAGGAUCGUUAAUGCGUAUCAUGGUGAGCUUACACCGAUGAAGGAUGGAAUUGGUGUGAUCACGUUUCGUGAACAAGGUGAGAUGGGUGAGCAGGUGAGUGAUAGGAAAAAUAUGCCGAGUGGACAUGAGAUGGAUGAUGAUGUGACGGCGGUGUGUAUGUUGAAUGCACAGUUUCAUUGGUUGGCUGCUGGUGAUGAGCCUGUUAAGCAGCAUAAAGGUAAUCCUGAGCAAAAUCUUGAGUCACUACCACCGCUGCCUCAAUCCAGACGAGGCUCCGAUGCAUCGACGUUGACAAUCUGGCCGUCAAAGUUAGAUGAGAUGCCAAUAUUCGAAAUAGAUGAGUUCGGCAACGAGCUUGAAGUGCAGCAUAUGACUGCACCGCCUGCAGCACAUCUGGUUGGACGUAGAUACACCUAUAUGGACCAGAUGGAGAUGAAGAAUCUCGAGGCACAAUUGCCCGGUGCGGUCGAUAAGAAUGGAUUUGAGACUCAGAGGGUUCUUCGACCCGCUGCCUCGAUAGCGAAUAAUCUUCCACAUCGGGGCUCUAGUGAGUUGGCGAAGCCGGAUCGUAGCUUUGCUGAGCCAUCGAGGUUGAGUGCUAACUUCUAA